Molecule: messenger RNA, 923 nt
Organism: Synchiropus splendidus (mandarinfish)
Lineage: Eukaryota; Metazoa; Chordata; Actinopteri; Syngnathiformes; Callionymidae
Gene: rbp1.1
Product: retinol binding protein 1, cellular, tandem duplicate 1
Exons: 4
Coding region: 97-501 (134 amino acids)
Biological process (GO): fatty acid transport
Cellular component (GO): nucleus; cytosol
Molecular function (GO): fatty acid binding
Source: RefSeq, a predicted model, not a curated record
UUGACAGCAGACCGUGCACUCACACUGUCAGAUCAGUCGCUGACCACUGCUGACCUUUUCAUUAACUGGAGGUAAGGACCCUGAGAGACGACCAUCAUGCCUGUGGAUCUGAACGGAUACUGGAAAAUGAUCGCCAAUGACAACUUCGAGGAGUAUCUGAAAGCUCUCGACGUGAACGUUGCCAUCAGGAAAAUCGCCACCCUGCUGAAGCCAGACAAAGACAUCACCCAUGACGGGGACCACAUCAUCAUCAAGACCCUCAGCACCUUCAAAAACUACAACAUGGACUUCUACGUGGGCAAAGAGUUUGAGGAGGAUCUGUCUGGGGUUGACGACAGGAAGUGCAUGACCACCAUCACCUGGGAGGGGGACAAGCUGGUGUGUGUGCAGAAGGGGGAGAUCGAAGGAAGAGGCUGGACUCACUGGGUGGAAGGAGACGAGCUGCAUCUGGAGCUCAGAGCUGGCGGAGUUGUUUCCAAGCAGGUCUUCAAAAAAACCUAAGAAGGAGGUUUCAUCUAAACCAACGGUGCCCCCGGCUGCAAUUGGCUCGCAUCCCGACAGCCUCCAACCUUCCAUCGACUCAUCCUCCGCCGCAACCCCUCGCUCAUCUAACAGAAAAUCAUAACCAUCGGUGCCAAUGCUUUAGUCUUUCGACGCCUAAAUCAAAGGAUGCUCCUUUGAUUUGCAUGCCUAGAUGUUGUGGGUGCAUCCAUAGAUAAAGCUGAUCUGACAGGAGAGCGACGCUGAUUGAGGGCUCUAAUGAAAGGAGGACGGAGACAGGAUUGAGCAUGUGUGAAGGCUUGUUAAGUGCCUUUCCUUCUCAUCAAGUCACUGGAAUGAAUACAAUUGUGAUAUGUGUAUAUACAUUCAAAAUGCCUUGGGAAUGUGCCAUUAAUUGCAAAAUAAAUCAAUGAAUUAAACAA